AUGAUGACUGGAUAUUCGCUGCCAUGCUGCGCCUCAGUCGGCACAUCUCGGCUCAUUGUCGCAGAGCGGUUCAUCGUUGGCGUCUCGAUGUUCUCCAAUUGGAGCACCCGCUCUGCAGCACGCAACCAGAGCUUGGAACGCUCGAAGCAGCUCCCGGCGCUUAGGCCGCCGCCUUCCAUGCAUUUUGCCGAUGUGCAUCUCCUCGAUCUAAGCUCAAAUCCCCCUGGAGGCACCUUCUCAGAUCCCGUGAUUUCCCGAGCAGAUUCCUUCGCAUCUACUAGAGCAAGCACUGGAACGAGCCUAUCUCACGGGAAAAGCAUUGCAUUACGCGAGAAUCAGCGAAAGAUGAUGGUGAUGAACUUCUUGGAUGCGAACGGGUUCAUGCACAUCAAUGAGGCAAAGACCUCUUGGUUUUGCACCAGCUAUCCACUACAUGUGGCAGUGCGCCAGAAGAAGGCAGCAGUUGUGAGGGCACUACUCCUUCUUGGAGCUUGGCGCGAUGCCAAAUCUCGACGUGGCGAAACCCCAGAAGAGCUGGCCGUACGCUGCCAGCGCCGGUGGGGUGGAUAUGAGGAUAUUGUGAAGGUUUUCGAAGAGGACAAGCUCCGAAGCCAGCAGUCUGUUCCUGUGGCCUCAUCCUUCUCGACGUCAUCGGCCCCAGCGGUCUCCUCUUCAGCUUCAGGGCAUAGUUCCAGGCAGCCUCAAGUCAAGCCAAGAGCCCCUGCAGACCGAGCACCUCGUCGAUAG
Molecule: messenger RNA, 747 nt
Organism: Durusdinium trenchii
Lineage: Eukaryota; Dinophyceae; Suessiales; Symbiodiniaceae
Source: the annotation of a GenBank genome assembly